AUGGUCGAAGCGCGUCGCAGGGAGGACGAGAAGCGUGGAAAGAAGCUGGCAGCAGAACGCGAAAAAGACAUCCAGGGCGGCAAGGAAGCCGUUGACUCCAAGUACAAGGCUCUGGAGUAUCUGCUUAGUCAAAGCAAGUUGUACUCGGCAAUUAUGCUUGAGCAGAUGACAAAGCAAGAACAAGCAGAUGAAGCGAAGGAAGAGAAAAGCAAGAAACGUGCGCUCAAGCGAGAGGAGACCGCGGAAAAAGUCGCACAGGAAAGCCAGAAACGAGCGACGCGAACAGCAGCAGCAGCAACGGAGGGGGAAAAAGAGAAUGAAUCGCCUAAGAAACAACUUCCAAAACGAGGUCGACCAGCAAAGACCACGAAGAGUGGGAAAAUAUCGGACUACAUGAAGAAAGAUGACGUGGCUGCAAAGGCUGGUCAGGCGUCUAUCUCCGAAGCAUUAGCAGAAGAAACCCAGGAUGCAGAUGUCAAGCCAGGCGAUAUUGGUUUCCAAGAAUUGCGAUCAGCAAAGCAGCCAGAUCUCGUCACGGGAGGCUUGAUGCGUACGUAUCAACUGGAAGGACUGGACUGGCUUACUUCCUUGUAUGAGAAUGGUUUGAACGGAAUUCUGGCCGACGAGAUGGGCUUGGGCAAGACGAUUCAGACAAUCUCUUUUCUUGCGUUUCUUCGAGAGAAGGGCGUCAAUGGACCUUUUCUGAUCGCCGCACCACUGAGCACGACUAGCAAUUGGGUGGCCGAGUUCAAGAAAUGGACGCCAAGUAUUCCAGUCGUCUUAUAUCAUGGUAGCAAGCAGGAGCGUGAGGAGAUUCGUCGAAAAAAGCUACGCAACCCCGGCAGCGAGACUUUUCCUGUGAUUUGUACAAGUUACGAAAUAUGCAUGAACGAUCGAAAGUUUUUGGCCCAUUACGGCUGGAAAUUUAUCAUUAUCGAUGAGGGUCAUCGGAUCAAGAACCUGAACUGCCGCCUCAUCCGGGAGCUGCAAUCAUAUCAGUCUGCCAACAGGCUGCUCAUUACAGGAACACCUCUUCAAAACAAUCUCACGGAGCUGUGGUCGUUACUACAUUUCCUAAUGCCUAGCAUCUUCGACAAGCUCGAAUCUUUCGAGGCAUGGUUCGACUUCAGCGCCUUGAAGGAGAAGAAUGGCUACGAACAGAUUCUCUCUGCCGAUCGCCAAAAGAAAUUGGUUGCGAGCUUGCACGCGAUCUUGAAGCCAUUUCUUCUGCGUCGCGUAAAGGCCGACGUCGAGACUUCUUUGCCGAAGAAACGAGAGUACGUGCUUUACGCUCCUUUGACCCAGACGCAAAGGGAGCUUUACCAGGAGAUCCUCGAAGGCAACAGUCGGGCGUAUCUUGAGAACAAGGUUGUGGAAACACUGAGUAGAGAUUCCACUCCCGCAAGCACCAGAGGCGGGAGUCUAAAGCGCAAGGCUGCGAGCGGUACUGCCACGCCAAAUAAGUCUGCCAAGUCAAGUCGUGCAUCCACACCGGCCACCAAUGCCAGUGCCGUUGCGAGGUCCAGAAAGGCUAAGAAACAUCAGAAGUAUGAGGAAGUGUCAGAUGCUCAGUACUUCAAACAGCUUGAUGAAGCACCGUCUUCGCCAGCUGCAGAUGAUUCUGAUUCGGAAGAAGAGGAGAAUACCGAACGCGCAAAGACAUUGGCUUUGGCGAAGCGUGAGAUCUCGCAGAAGAAGCUCCAGAACCCGGUGAUGCAGCUCCGCCAAUGCUGCAACUCUCCACACAACUUCUACUACCCUUUUGAUCUAGAUGACAGCACCCCUGUGGACGAGACUUUGGUGACCGAAUCCGGGAAGAUGCUCUUGCUCGAUCGACUUUUGCCAGAACUGCUGGACAAGGGCCAUAAAGUUCUCAUUUUCUCCCAAUUCAAAACGCAACUUGACUUACUGGAGACGUACUGUAGCGAGCUUCGAAACUGGCCUGUGUCGCGUAUUGACGGAUCUGUCGCACAAAACGAUCGGCAGCAGCAGAUAUUAGACUUCAACGACUCAAAGAGUGAUACUAAUAUUUUCUUGUUAUCAACUCGCGCCGGAGGCCAGGGCAUAAAUCUUGCAUCGGCAGAUACGGUGCUGCUCUUCGACAGCGACUGGAACCCGCAACAAGACCUUCAAGCACAAGACCGCGCUCACAGAAUUGGACAGACAAGGCCUGUCAUUGUCUAUCGAUUCGCCACAAAAGGUACUGUGGAGCAGAUGUUGCUCGAGAAGGCUGACAGCAAGCGUCGUUUGGAAAAGCUGGUAAUUCAGAAAGGCAGGUUUCGCUCCGGACGAGGCGAGGGUGCAGGUGCAGACUUUGCUGAGCUGCAACGCUUGCUUGGAAAAGAUGAUGGCGAGAGAAUAGAUGUGGCAGAGGGAAAGGGUUUACUGAGUGACAACGAUAUUGCCAUCUUGACCGACAGGAGCGACGAGGCAUUUGAGCGUGCUGAGAAGGGUUUAGAUACUGUCGGAGAAAUGUUCAAGGCUGUGCAAACCAAGAAGGAUGGCGAUGGGCUGUUGGAGAGUUUGCAGAAAUAG
Messenger RNA from Pseudocercospora fijiensis CIRAD86, 2535 nucleotides. RefSeq lists its product as uncharacterized. Gene Ontology annotation, cellular component: pericentric heterochromatin; nucleus. NCBI's taxonomy places the organism in Eukaryota, Fungi, Ascomycota, Dothideomycetes, Mycosphaerellales, Mycosphaerellaceae. Gene Ontology annotation, molecular function: ATP-dependent chromatin remodeler activity; ATP binding; chromatin binding. The record is from RefSeq and is a predicted model, not a curated record. The transcript has a single exon. Bases 1 to 2535 code for a protein of 844 amino acids. Gene Ontology annotation, biological process: negative regulation of gene expression via chromosomal CpG island methylation; DNA methylation-dependent constitutive heterochromatin formation; lymphocyte proliferation.